AUGUUCGGACCUCCCCAAGUCGACAAUUUUAUUGUAAAUGCUGAACAUCGCGGACUUAUCCCGCGAGCCUGUGACGCGCUCUUCACAAAGUUAUGCACCAUGACAGCUGAGAAAGGAGAGAACUUCAAAUACGAGGUGGUAUGCCGUUUCGUUGAGUUGUACAAUGAGGAAUUCUACGAUCUUCUCGGCGAUUCACAGCAGAGGAACGUCAAUUUCGCUUCAAGCGAUUCAAAUGUAUCGAGUUUAUUUAUACCCAGCCACUUUUGUCCUUUCAUUCAAUAA
Messenger RNA from Cooperia oncophora, 282 nucleotides. The record is from the annotation of a GenBank genome assembly. NCBI's taxonomy places the organism in Eukaryota, Metazoa, Nematoda, Chromadorea, Rhabditida, Trichostrongylidae.